AUGGAGCGGCAGAGAAACAUCUCAGAAUUCAUUCUUCUAGGACUUUCAUAUGACCAGAACAUGCAAAUAUUUUGCUUUGUACUCUUCUUAUUCUGUUAUAUUGCCCUGUUGGUAGGAAACCUUCUAAUCCUUGUCUCCAUUCGAUGCAGCCCUCUUUUUCACCAACCAAUGUACUACUUCCUCAGCCAUUUAUCCUCUAUGGACAUCUGCUAUACCUCUAGCGUUACACCCAAAUUAAUUGCUGACCUACUAGGGGGGACUAAAACCAUCUCUUAUGGUAAUUGCAUGUUACAAGUUUUUGCCAUGCACUUCUUUGGGAGUAUUGAGGUCUUUGUCCUUACUGUCAUGGCCUUUGAUCGCUAUGUUGCUAUUUGCAGGCCUCUCCACUUGCUUAUCAUGAACAGGGCAAGGUGCCAUCUCCUAGUCUUAGCUGCUUGGGCUGGUGGGGCUCUUCAUUCUUUUCCUCAAUUAUCAAUGACAAUCCAAUUGCCAUUUUGUGGUCCUAAUGAAAUCGAUCACUACUUUUGUGAUAUCUUCCCUUUGCUGAAAGUUGCCUGCACUGAUACUUACAUCAUUGGUGUCCUUGUGGUUGCCAAUUCAGGUAUGGUUGCCUUAGUUACCUUUGUUGUCUUAUUUGUUUCUUAUGUCAUUAUAUUGUUUAGUCUAAGACAUCACUCAGCUGAGGGAAGACACAAAGCCCUUUCCACCUGUGGGUCUCAUAUCACUGUUGUCAUCUUAUUCUUUGGGCCUUCAAUCUUUGCCUACCUACGACCUCCAACUACUUUCCCUGAGGACAAAGUAUUUGCUCUAUUUUAUACCAUCAUCGCUCCUAUGUUCAAUCCCUUAAUCUAUACUCUGAGAAAUGCAGAAAUGAAAAAUGCCAUGACAAAAGUUUGGUGUCAAACAUUAUUUUCAAGGAAAGCACACAAUUAA
This is a messenger RNA of Canis lupus familiaris (dog), 933 nucleotides long. It is a transcript of the gene OR4P32, whose product is annotated as olfactory receptor family 4 subfamily P member 32. Gene Ontology annotation, biological process: G protein-coupled receptor signaling pathway. The record is from RefSeq and is marked inferred. Gene Ontology annotation, molecular function: G protein-coupled receptor activity; olfactory receptor activity. NCBI's taxonomy places the organism in Eukaryota, Metazoa, Chordata, Mammalia, Carnivora, Canidae. Gene Ontology annotation, cellular component: membrane.